AUGCCUGGUCGAUCUUCCGCCCGUUCGACCUCUGCGACGACGUCGCGUAGACCGUCCGCUCAACCAUCGACCUCAGGUGGACGCGCUGGAUCUGUGACCCCUUCUGUUGCCCUUCCGGAGGAACCCGCUUUGCCCGAGGCCAUUCCUACUUUGCGCCGGGAUGUGUGUUCAAUCUUCGCUGAUGCUCAACGCUCCACAACUGGGCAUCGAAAACUCGUUGUGCGACUCAGGAAGCUCCAGGAGUCAUGCUGCGGAAUAUCGCCAAAGAUAUCUAAGAAGAAUGGUAAAGAAACUCAGCAGGAGACCUUGACCCCACCGGAAGAAACACUCCCCGAAACUGAAUUCAAUGUGGAGGUGGGACGUUGCCUUUUGCGCAUCUUGCCCAUCAAGAAAUCCGAGCCCGUCGGCGACCGUAUCAUACGCUUCGUCGGUACCUUCUUGACCCAUGCAUCCGAGAAGGAUACCGAGCUUUUCUCAACGGAUGAAGAAGAAGUUAGCGCCGAAACACCCACCUCCCGUUUGGCAUCCAGCCUGGUUGCCCUCAUUAUUCCGCUGCUCGCUGCUAAAGAUAGGACCGUUCGUUUCCGUGCAACACAAAUCACUGCGCACAUUGUGAACUCACUUGAGUCUAUCGACGACGAUCUCUACCAUACUAUCCGACAGGGCCUUUUGAAGCGGAUCAGAGAUAAAGAACCAGCUGUGAGAGUGCAAGCGGUGAUGGGUCUUGGCCGCUUGGCAGGCAACGAAGACGAAGACGAUGAGGAUAGCGCAGCUCUGGUGGAGAAGCUUGUUGACAUUAUGCAGAAUGAUACAAGCGCCGAGGUGCGGAAAACUCUCCUUCUCAACCUACCACUUCUCCGCAAAACACUCCCAUACCUUCUUGAACGAGCUCGCGAUCUGGACGCUGCCACGCGACGAGCAUUGUACGCGCGUCUCCUUCCUACAUUGGGCGACUUCCGUCAUUUAUCACUAUCGAUGAGAGAAAAGUUGCUCCGAUGGGGCCUGAGAGAUCGAGAUGAGAGCGUUCGGAAGGCAACAGGAAAACUCUUUUACGAUCGGUGGGUUGAGGAUGUUGCCGGUACAAAUAAUGACUCCGAGGAAGGCCCAACUAACCAACGCUCUCCACCAAAUAUUCCGGCCGUUUUGGAACUGCUCGAGAGAAUUGAUGUACUGAAUUCCGGCAUUGAAACUGGUAUCGCUCAUGAGGCCAUGCGUAGCUUCUGGGAAGGGCGUCCGGAUUAUCGUGAAGCGGUUGUUUUCGAUGAACCGUUCUGGGAGUCUCUAACGGCCGAAUCUGCUUUCCUCGUUCGGUCCUUCAACGAUUUUUGUCGCGUGGAGAACGAAGGGAAGUACGACAACUUAGCUGAUGAAAAGAUGCCCGAAGUCACAGCCCUCGCCUACUUCUUAAAUAAAUACAUGACCGAUCUAUUGCAGCGCAGAAAGUUGGCCAGGGAAGCCGGGGCGGACAACGACGAUGACUCCGUUGAGCAUGAGUUUGUUGUUGAGCAGUUGCUGCACAUUGCCAUGACCCUUGACUACAGUGACGAAGUGGGACGACGCAAGAUGUUCUCAUUGCUCCGCGAGUCGUUGGCGGUCCCCGAGCUACCUGAAGAGUGCACUAAACUCGCGAUCGAGACAUUGAGAUUUGUUUGUGGGCCAAACGCUGCCGCCGAGAAUGAGUUCUGCAGUGUUGUUUUAGAAGCCAUUGCGGAAGUUCACGACACUAUCGCAACUGAAGAUAGCUUCGUGUCGGCGAGGUCUGAAAUCAGUGAAUCUUCCAGCCGUCAGCGGUCCGAAACACCGGAGGAAAAGCCUUUUAACAAAGAGGAAGCCAAGGCGAAGAUCCUGAAGGAGAUCGUGAUCAACAUGAAAUGUCUUCAUAUUGCUCUUUGUAUGUUGCAAAACGUGGAGGGCAAUCUACAAGAGAACAUGAACUUGGUUACAAUGUUGAAUAACCUGGUUGUACCUGCAGUUCGUAGUCAUGAAGCACCUAUCAGAGAGAGGGGCCUUGAGUGUCUCGGUCUCUGCUGCUUGCUGGACAAGACCCUAGCUGAGGAGAAUAUGACGCUAUUUAUCCACUGCUACAGCAAGGGCCACGAGGCUUUGCAGGUGACAGCCUUGCACAUCCUCUGUGACAUGCUGACGACGCAUCCCUCAUUACUGGCACCUGUUACUCAACCUGAUGGAGAGACUGUGACGCCACCGGUGUUCCAAAAGCCACUAUUGAAGGUUUUCGCGAGGUCGCUCAAGUCCAGCUCUCCAAACAGCGUUCAGGCAAAUGCUGCCACGUCUCUCGCCAAGCUGUUGCUCACAAACACGUUCACCCCGUCGGGGGCGAAUAUCCCUCCAGCUAUUCAAGAAUACAACCAAGCAUCAAUCGAAACCCUCUUACAAUCCCUUGUGGUUUCCUUCUUCCACCCCCGUACUCGUGAGAAUCCCGCACUCCGGCAGUCCAUGGCCUACUUCCUUCCUGUGUACUGCCACUCCAAGCUGUCGAAUACCCAGCAUAUGCGCAGGGUGGCCGUACCAGUUACCCGGGCAAUUCUCAACGCAGCGGAGGAAUACUUCUCGCUCGAAGCGGAAGAGGACAGCGAUGGCGAAAUCGACGAGAGCGUUGGACAGCGGGAAUUAAAGGCGCUAAUGAAUGGCGUCUUGGGUAUGCUGGCGGAGUGGACUGAUGAGCGGAGAGUUGUUGGACUGGGCGGAGAGAAAGUUCUCGCGGGUGGUACCGCCAGUUCCAACGUAUGCGGUUGGGUCCAUCUGGCUCUAGUGAAGGAUAUCCUGGAGCGCGUUUUGGGGAUUAGUGAAGGCCCUAACCGCUGUUCUAAGGAAGAGAAAAAGCUCCUUUUCUCUUUGCUAAGCAAGCUCUACAUAGCCCCUCCUGCUGCGCCAUCCAGGGCCGGUUCUCGUAAUCCGGAAGGUGAGGACCCGUUCCAGUCGAGUGUUCGCAGUAAUCAGGGUGAAAUUAGCCCGGAGAAUACCGCCCUUGCACAAGAAGUGAAAGAGCUUCUGGAUGAGACCAUUGAGGAGGGACUAGCUGCCGAAGCGGCUAGCCGGAAUGCCCUUGUCAAGGUCAAGAACUCGGUCCUCAAGCUUCUGGCCGUAGCCCAAGGCCGGCCAGGUAGCUCCAGAGCACGUGAGGGUACCGAAGAAGGAGACAGUGAUAUUCAAAGUCUUCGUUCCGGCCGGUCCGGCAGCGUCCGCCCUUCCAUUGAGCCUGGUGCUUAUCGCCAAGGGAUAUCCAUCGAGCCCAGCAUUAUGGAGGAAGAUGAGAACGACGACAGCCGGACCACGAUCAAGUCAGAAGCACGCGACUACGAGUAA
Molecule: messenger RNA, 3324 nt
Organism: Aspergillus alliaceus
Lineage: Eukaryota; Fungi; Ascomycota; Eurotiomycetes; Eurotiales; Aspergillaceae
Product: condensin subunit YCG1
Exons: 2
Coding region: 1-3324 (1107 amino acids)
Biological process (GO): mitotic chromosome condensation
Cellular component (GO): condensed chromosome; condensin complex
Source: RefSeq, a predicted model, not a curated record